UAUGCCAUUGUCAUCUUUAGCUCAGCUCCUCAAAAUAAAGGCAGAGGUAUGGUCACUCGAAAAGCUUAUAAGAUCCAAGAUAUCUAUGGAAAGAAACGCAUAGGGGUUGUGGCUAACAAUUUUAACGAUCUGAAGGAGAAAGGCAAGAAAAAACUUGCUGUAGCUGGGGAUUGCAGAGUGUGUUUGGAAGAUGGAACCAUAGUGGAUGAUGAAGAUUACUUUAUCACUCUACGGCCUCAAACAGUCUUUGUGUUUGUGCAACCAAAUGAGACAUGGAAAGGAUAUGUGACUGUACUCAAGAAUGCUACUGAGAAGAUUUUCAGAGCAAUGUCUCAGCGAGAUGAGAUCAUUGAACAGAUACAUGAUAUUAUGCAUGGUUCUGCGUCAAAUGAGAUGUAUACCGUCAUGUUGGAACUUGCCAAUCGUCUAGAUGAUAAUAUUGAGGCCGAGGAACGUAGUGAAGAUGAGGCCUGGUUUAAUGGCCUUAGCCAAUCCUUCAACACCAAAGAAGAUGCCAUGAGGAAUGCAGCAAAGUCCAGAGUCAGGAAGUACUUUUCUAAUGCAAAGGAAUCUUUUGAGAAAGCGUCAAAAAAAGCUCAACCUGUCCUAUCGUGUACCCUGAAGCAUUUUCAAGAGGAACUAAAAAAACAUCAGCAUUUUGGUGACUACUUUGCUAGAUCUGCUGGUGAUGAACUGCGUCUGUGUUGUGAAAAGGGGUGGUUCAGUUGUGAGGGGCCUUACAAUGAAAAAACUUGUUCACACUUACACACGAUCAAUCCCUAUGGUAGCAAGGAGAGCAGAGUCCUGUUCAGUACCUGGAAUCUCGAUCAUGUAAUCGAGAAGUCACGGCAGAUAUUUCCAGCAAUGAUCCAAGCCGCUGAGAAGUGCCCUAAAGAAAGCGUAUUAAACUGGAAGUACUUUUUCAACCUGCUUUUCACGAGGAAGAAUCUUAAACUGGUCCACAUCGGGUGCCACGUAAAAGGAGAACAUGAAGGAUUUGAAUGCCAAUCCAAAUAUUUUUAUAUGAAAUCAAGACGAUAACACGUGUUACCACUGUAGAAUGAUUCGAUAAUUAGUUUGAAAUAAAAGCGGUUACCCCUUGA
Messenger RNA from Stylophora pistillata, 1103 nucleotides. Its product is annotated as DNA fragmentation factor subunit beta. Gene Ontology annotation, molecular function: DNA endonuclease activity. NCBI's taxonomy places the organism in Eukaryota, Metazoa, Cnidaria, Anthozoa, Scleractinia, Pocilloporidae. The record is from RefSeq and is a predicted model, not a curated record. Gene Ontology annotation, cellular component: nucleus; cytoplasm. Gene Ontology annotation, biological process: apoptotic DNA fragmentation; apoptotic process.